GUCGAGAGCUGCCCGUCCGCCGCCGCCGCCGCCUCCUGCUCGGCGGUGGCCGUGGGCUCCGACACCUACAAGGGCUGGCUCUUCAAGUGGACCAACUACCUGAAGGGCUACCAGCGCCGCUGGUUCGUGCUCAGCAACGGGCUGCUCAGCUACUACAGGACUCAAGCAGAAAUGGCCCACACCUGUCGAGGAACCAUCAACUUGUCCACGGCUCACAUCGAUACAGAGGAUUCUUGCAAUAUUAUCCUUUCUAACGGAGGAAGGACGUACCAUUUAAAAGCUAGCUCGGAAGUGGAGCGGCAGCGGUGGGUCACGGCCUUGGAGCUGGCUAAGGCCAAGGCCAUCCGAAUAAGGAGCAACCAGUCAGAUGACUCUGGCGACGAGGAGCCCGCCUCGCAGUCUGACAAGAGCGAACUGCACAGCACGCUGAAAAACCUCUCCAGUAAGCUGGAAGAUCUCAGCACUUGCAAUGACCUGAUUGCGAAACACGGGGCGGCUCUCCAGAGGUCCCUGAGUGAGCUGGAGAACCUCAAGUUGCCGGCUGAGAGCGGGGAGAAGAUCAAGGCGGUCAAUGAGCGAGCCACCCUCUUCCGGAUCACCUCCAAUGCUAUGAUAAAC
Molecule: messenger RNA, 618 nt
Organism: Python bivittatus (Burmese python)
Lineage: Eukaryota; Metazoa; Chordata; Lepidosauria; Squamata; Pythonidae
Source: RefSeq, a predicted model, not a curated record